Coccidioides immitis RS is the source of this 372-nucleotide messenger RNA. RefSeq lists its product as uncharacterized. The coding region runs from base 1 to 372 and encodes 123 amino acids. NCBI's taxonomy places the organism in Eukaryota, Fungi, Ascomycota, Eurotiomycetes, Onygenales, Onygenaceae. The transcript has 4 exons. The record is from RefSeq and is a predicted model, not a curated record.
AUGGCUUGGAGGAGCGAGAUAUGGAGGUGCGAGGAAGGGAGAGAAGCGAGGGAGAAGCAGCAACAGGCUCAACGGGGGUACGUCAGGGGGUUCCAGCCACGGCGGUCUUACAAAGAUACGGUAAGGUUGCCAGCUGGCUGGCUGGCGUGUACGGCCUCACAUCUUUGGAUCCUGGUUCUCCGGACCCAAGCUUCUUUUGACCUCUCAACGGCUCGUGAGAUCACCUUAAUGCGUACCGAAUUUCCAUCAUCGUUAUACCCUCGUCAUUCUACCUCCAGGAUACCACCAGCGGUGUUUGUAGUCUUGGAAAGGUCCUAUCGCACCGACCUCGGGACCGCAGACGACAACAAUGCAGGGGAAGAUCACAGGUAG